Molecule: messenger RNA, 742 nt
Organism: Triticum dicoccoides
Lineage: Eukaryota; Viridiplantae; Streptophyta; Magnoliopsida; Poales; Poaceae
Exons: 2
Coding region: 1-660 (219 amino acids)
Source: RefSeq, a predicted model, not a curated record
AUGUUCCUUAAGAACGGAUUGUGCUACCGCAUCCUUCGCCAUCCGCACACCACGGUCAUCGGCUACGAGAACCACAACAAGCUUGCCUGGGUGCAGCGCAUGGUGCAGACGACGGCGCCGGAGGAGACGGCCCUGGCGCUGAGCGUGAUCUCGGACAACAUCUCGGCGUCCACCACGCUGGCGUCGCUGUGCAUCGCGCUGGGCUCGCUGAUCGGCGCGUGGGUGAGCAGCAACACCUCGGAGCCGCUCACCGGCGCCGGCCAGCAGGCGACGGGGAUGGCAUCGGCCAAGUUCACGUCGCUGCUCGUCUGCUUCCUGGCCUCCUUCGCCUGCUUCAUCCAGUCCGCGGGGCACUACGUGCACGCCAGCUUCCUCAUGACCGCGCUGGGGUCGGACGCGCCGGCGAGCCACGUGCAGCGCGCGGUGAUCCGGGGCGGCAACUUCUGGGCGCUGGGGCUCCGGGCGCUCUACUUCGCCACGGCGCUGCUCAUGUGGGUGUUCGGCCCGGUGGCCAUGCUCGCCUGCUCCGUGCUCACGGUGGUCGUGCUGCACCUGCUCGACACCAGCUCCAUGCCGCUGCACCACCACCAGUUCGUCAGACAGAACGAGCGGCACCAGGGGAGCCAGAGCGCCCACCGCUCCGAACCCGGGGCUCCAUAGCGCGGUCCCGGUGUUCUCGCCGGCACCGUAUCUCAGGUGACGGAGGAGAGAGUUUCUGGUGUAUGAUGUUCAAAGAUUUCUU